AUGCCGAUGAUGGCCAUGCCCGGGGCCGCGGCCGGGGGAUCGCCGGCGAUGACGGAGCUCGGCAAGGGUCUGGACUUCAUGAUGAAGCGCUUGACCACGCGCCCGGUCGUGAAGCCGAGGCCUCAAGGAUACGUCGGCCUGGACGGGGGCAGCUUCACAAACGUGGGGGGCUUCACCGAAGGAGGCCUGAAGGCGCCCAAGAUUCAGAAGCCGAAGAAGGAGGAAGAGUCGUCGUCGAUCGGAGACAAGGCCGGCAAAGCUUUCGUUAAGGGCUAA
Molecule: messenger RNA, 276 nt
Organism: Ectocarpus siliculosus
Lineage: Eukaryota; Phaeophyceae; Ectocarpales; Ectocarpaceae
Source: the annotation of a GenBank genome assembly